ACAGCCUCAAUCACUUAUUCCAUUGGGAAAGACGGAGCUGGAGCUGUAUAUCAAAAGCAACGCAAGCAGGAGCAACACGGACCCACGGAACCAAAAUAAUGGCUUGGAUUUUAUACUAUACAGCGUCUGUUCUCUUUGGAAUUGUCACUUUGACUUCUACGGCGCGGAUUUAUCCGUCUAACGAAGUUACGUUACUGGACUCCAGAUCUGUACAAGGGGAACUAGGAUGGGUAGCAAGUCCUACAGAAGGAGGGUGGGAAGAAGUAAGCAUCAUGGAUGAGAAAAACACACCCAUUCGAACGUACCAAGUGUGCAAUGUUAUGGAACCCAAUCAGAAUAACUGGCUUCGAACUGACUGGAUACCCCGAGGUGGGGCACAGAGAGUGUAUAUUGAAAUAAAGUUUACACUUCGGGACUGUAACAGUUUGCCCGGUGUCAUGGGAACCUGCAAGGAGACCUUUAACCUUUAUUAUUAUGAGUCCAAUAAUGACAAAGAACGUUACAUCCGGGAGAACCAAUUUGGAAAGAUUGACACCAUUGCUGCAGAUGAGAGCUUCACCCAGGUGGAUAUUGGAGACAGGAUCAUGAAGUUGAACACUGAAGUGCGAGAUGUAGGACCACUGACCAGGAAGGGUUUUUAUUUGGCCUUUCAAGAUGUGGGAGCUUGCAUCGCCUUGGUCUCUGUUCGGGUGUUUUACAAGAAGUGCCCUCUGACUGUCCGAAACUUGGCUCAAUUCCCUGACACCAUCACUGGAGCUGACACUUCCUCAUUGGUGGAAGUGCGUGGCUCCUGUGUUAACAACUCCGAGGAAAAAGACGUGCCAAAGAUGUACUGUGGUGCAGAUGGCGAAUGGCUAGUUCCUAUCGGAAAUUGUUUGUGUAAUCCUGGCUACGAGGAACGCAAUGGAGAGUGCCAGGCCUGUAAAAGUGGAUACUACCGAGCCCUGUCCACCGACUCUGGCUGUUCAAAGUGUCCAUUGCACAGUUAUUCUAUUCGAGAAGGAUCUACAGCAUGCACUUGUGACAAGGGCUUCUUCAGGGCGGAAAGUGACCCUGCAUCCAUGCCCUGCACUAGGCCUCCUUCUGCACCACUGAACCUUAUCUCAAAUGUUAAUGAGACCUCAGUCAACUUGGAGUGGAGCACCCCUCAGUACACUGGUGGCCGUCCUGAUGUGACCUACAAUGUGGUCUGCAAGCGCUGUGGUCCAGACCAAUCUCGCUGCCGUCCUUGUGGGAGUGGUGUUCAGUUUAUUCCUCAGCAGGCUGGCCUCAAGAACACUAAGGUCUCCAUCACAGAUCUUCAAGCCCAUACCAACUACACCUUUGAAAUUUGGGCAGUGAAUGGUGUCUCCAAGCAAAAUCCCAGCCCUGAGCAAGCUGUCUCUGUUACUGUCACAACUAACCAAGCUGCUCCAUCCACGAUCAGUAAUAUUCAAGCCAAAGACAUAACAAGGCAUACCGUUUCACUUAUCUGGCCUGAGCCUGAGAGGCCUAAUGGUGUCAUCCUAGAAUAUGAAGUCAAGUAUUAUGAAAAGGAUCAGAAUGAGCGCAGCUAUCGAAUCAUCAAAACUUCAUUGCGGAGUACUGACAUAAAAGGUCUCAAUCCCCUGACCUCUUACAUGUUUCACGUUCGUGCUCGAACUGCAGCAGGCUACGGAGAGUUCAGCGGGCCAUUUGAAUUUAUGACCAACUCAGUGCCCUCUGCAAUCAUUGGAGAUGGUGCCAAUCCCACAGUGCUGUUGGUUUCAGUUGCUGGAAGUGCUGCAUUGCUAGUCAUUCUCAUUGCCGCUUUUAUAAUCAGCAGAAGACGCAGCAAAUACAGCAAAGCAAAGCAAGAAUCUGAUGAAGAGAAGCAUUUGCACCAAGGUGUGAGAACGUAUGUAGAUCCCUUCACCUAUGAAGACCCCAACCAGGCUGUCCGUGAGUUUGCCAAGGAAAUUGAUGCUUCUUGCAUAAAGAUUGAAAAAGUAAUAGGUGUGGGUGAAUUUGGAGAAGUAUGCAGUGGACGGCUGAAGAUGCCAGGCAAAAGAGAGAUAUGUGUGGCCAUCAAGACGCUAAAGGCUGGCUACACAGAAAAGCAGAGGCGUGACUUCUUGAGUGAGGCCAGCAUCAUGGGGCAAUUUGAUCAUCCAAAUAUAAUCCACCUGGAGGGUGUAGUGACAAAAUGUAAACCUGUAAUGAUUAUAACAGAAUACAUGGAGAAUGGCUCUUUGGAUGCAUUUCUCAGAAAAAAUGAUGGAAGGUUCACUGUCAUCCAGCUCGUUGGAAUCCUACGUGGAAUUGCAUCAGGAAUGAAGUAUCUCUCAGACAUGAGCUAUGUCCACCGGGAUCUUGCUGCUAGAAAUAUUCUUGUUAACAGUAACUUAGUUUGCAAAGUUUCUGAUUUUGGGAUGUCCAGAGUGCUAGAGGAUGAUCCAGAAGCAGCAUAUACCACUCGGGGUGGCAAAAUUCCAAUUCGAUGGACUGCACCUGAAGCCAUUGCCUAUCGUAAAUUUACUUCCUCGAGUGACGUUUGGAGUUAUGGAAUUGUGAUGUGGGAGGUGAUGUCCUAUGGGGAGAGGCCGUACUGGGAUAUGUCCAAUCAAGACGUAAUUAAAGCAAUAGAGGAAGGCUACCGUCUCCCUCCCCCCAUGGACUGCCCCGUGGCUUUACAUCAACUGAUGUUGGAUUGCUGGCAGAAGGAGCGAAGUGAUAGACCUAAGUUUGGGCAAAUUGUCAACAUGCUGGACAAACUGAUCCGCAACCCUAAUAGCCUGAAGAGGACGGGUGCCGAGAACACAAGGCCGAACACAACUCUUCUCGACCCCAGCAGUCCUGAAUUUUCUUCAGUAGGCACUGUGGCAGAAUGGCUGCAGGCUAUCAGCAUGGAAAGGUAUCAAGACAACUUCACGGCAGCCGGGUACACUAGUCUAGAGGCUGUGGUGCUAAUGAACCAAGAUGACCUGGCCAGAAUUGGAAUCACGGCGGCAACACAACAGAGCAUGAUUCUGAAUAGCGUUCAAGGAAUGAGGAGCCAAAUGCAACAGAUGCAAGGCCGGAUGGUUCCUGUUUGAACUGCUGCUGAAAAAACUCAAAACUCUCUCAAGAAAAUAAUAAUAUUAAAAAGAAAAAAAAUUAGUUUACCUCAUCCAUGCACUUUAAAUUGAAUAUCAAAAGAAAGGAUAUGGCACUUUUAACUCUUCACCUUGGCCCUUUGAAUUACGAGGAUUUUUUUUUAAUCUCUCUGCCUGAUGGGCAAGCAAAUGGAGGUUUCUCCUUCAAGGGCCACAGCGCUGGGUGAACCUACAGCUUAAUGGUGGAAGCAGGGACAGCAUUCUCGUCAGCUUGUCGUUGUGUUUUGGUGAACCAACCAUGAACAUUAUUUGUAAAUGUUUAUUUCUGCUUUGCUGCCAUACGUUGUGUUUCACAGAACUUUAAAACACGAUUGAUUUUUUUUAUUUUUCUUAUUUGGAACAGAAGCUCCAGCACGUUUCUAGAAUGAAAAGCAUUUCCUCAGGACAUUCAGAAAAGUCUUACCGCCUGGCUUCAAGUCCUUUGCCGUUUUCCCUGUGGUGGAGUUGGAUUAACUUGGCUUAUGGAAUGUAAUAAAACAAAAAAAAAAAACUCUUUAUAGACAGAAAGAGAAGCUUGAAACAUGUGGGAAGCAGCCGGGUACCCUUUGUGAAAGAACAUUUGUUGGACAUCACAAAGGUCAAAGCCAUCCAUCUGCUUGUGGCCUGCACGUUCAAACCCCUGCUGACUGGAUAGCUUGGCACUGAAAUCGCAAAGUACCGUCCUUAUUAUAAGAUGAGAAGGUGAGCUCUAGGGCAUCCUGUACACUUUUCACGCACACCAUAGGCAUACGGAGAGAAGGUACACCCAACAUUUAGGUGAAGUACACCUAUUUUGAAAAAGAAAACUCCCUAGGAAAUUAGUGGUGGUAGCCACACCCAGCAUCUUGACCUCGGAGGUCAGAUGAAAUGUUAACUGUUAAAAUUGUCUUUCUCGAUUUGAUUUUUUUCAAGAAUCUCUAAAAUAUGUGAAUGGUGAGUUUAUGUCAGGUAACUGAUAGGUACGGGAAUGAACACCUGCUCUAACAGACUGCAUUUAGUGGGUUGGUCACUUCUCUGAUCUGCUGUCCAGUCAGUAACUCUUCUUUGACUGUCCCUUUAACCUCAGAACAGUUUGCACUCAAAGAGUGCAUCUUAUACUGAUUCUGUUUUCGACGGGCUUCCCACUUUGUUUUUGCAGUACACACACUGAAGGCCACAGAAACUCAAAGGUCUUCAGCACAUUGUCUACUAAAACUGGGACUUGUCAGGAUUCCUCAUUGGAUGGAGUACCCCCUACUUCACAUCCCGAGGGAUGUUGGGAAAAGGCUGCAAGUGAUGAGGGUGCGUUAGAGCAGUUUCCAUGAGAAAUACGUUUGUAAAGUAGUGUGUACAGAAUAGAUUUUUGAAUUACUGAUUAUUUUUACUGGAACCAUUAAUAUUUAUGCAGUGUUUAAUACACAAUCUCCAGAGAAGCCAAUAAUGAAUAAUAUUUGAUAUCAUGUAAUGUACAUUCUUUUGUUAUAUUGUUUUGUGGAAUUCAAAAGCAAAAAGUUUAUUUAUUCUUUGACAACACUUGUCUUUGCAUUUGAGUAAUGGUACAGAAUGAAGAAAAAAAUGUUUGGUUCUUUUUACAGAAAGCGAUACAUGUAUUUUAUUAUUUUAUUAUUUUUUGUACAGGUCCAUAAUUUCAUUUACACCAAGGCUCUCGUUCAUGAAGUGUAAAAAAAAAAAAAUGUACGACAGCCAUUGAGUCUGUUAUUUUUUAAAAACAGAUGAAUAAAGAGUUGGAGUCCUUUAUUUAGAUGUUUUUGGUUUUUUUAUAUGCAUUUUGUUUAUUUAAAGUAGAGAGUAAUAAACACACGGCAUAAAUGAUAAUUUUAAGAGGAAAAGACAGAUGGUUGCAAAUGCACUAGAAACCAAAUUACUCAAACUCUGUUUUAUAUAAUGCUUUUCACAGUAAGCAACAUCAUGUUUUUUUCCAAAAAGAAAAAUUCAAUCAAAUUAUUUUAAAAGGCCUUUAUUUUUUAUAGCACCUUUCACAGUCCAUGCAAUAUCAUUAUUUUGGUGCAUUAUUAUGGUGAUUAAUGAAUGUCAACCAAAAGAGCACUCUUUUGCAUUAUUUAUUAAUAAUAAUAAUUAUUAUUAAUUGCAUUUAUAUGGCACUUUCCUUGCUUCUCAAAGCGUUUUAUAUAGAUAGGGUAAUCAUUUCAACUACCGCAAGUGUGCAGCACCACUUGGAUGAUACAGCAACAGCAGCCAUUAAUCCACUAAUACAUUCACCACACAUUGUCUACUGGAUGAUGAAGGGAUUAAAGAGAGCAAAGUAGAGACAAGGGAUGAUUAGGGGGCCAGAAUAGACAAUGGCCAGUGUAGCCAGGACAUUGUUGGAAACCCUAUUCUUUUUGAAUGAUGCCCAGGCAUCUUUUAUGACCACAGAGAGUCAGGAUGUCGAUUAUGAAACUUGUCCAAAGGACUGUGCCAAAUGUAAAGCACAGUGUCUCCAUUACUGCACUGGGGCAUUGGGAUCCACACACAGAUCACAGGGUAAGCACCCCCUAGCGGCAUCACUAACACCUCUUCCAGCAGUGACCCUAGCUUUCGUACAUGAUCCCCCAUCCAAGUACUGGCCGGGCCUGAUCACUCUUAGCAGCAGGUGGUUGACCAGUUCUGAAGCGCGGAUGAUUUGGCUGCUAAUAGAGUGUUUCUACACAACCAGUUAACAGAAAUGAACAAAUACAUUGAAUAAUAUACUUUAAUUCAAAUUGUAUUUUAUAUAGUAAGUACUUUGAGCAUGAGACGGGGUGCUAUAUAAAUAAAAUGUAUUAUUAUUAUAGUGCCUUUAGUAGAAAAUCUAUUGCAUAAUUUCAUGAGAGAAUAUCUAGAAGCAAAUUAGACAAACUGUUAACCAUUUUUAAUUCUGUUUACCACUCAUUACAGCAGGCAACCUACAAAACUACCAAGAGCUAAUUUAUCCAAAAUAUUUUGAUUGCUCAUUCUCUAUUAAAUAGUGCCAUACAUAUUCUGGCACAAGGCACUUUACAAAAUGUAGAAGACAAACUUUUACUUGAAAGAUGUGAUUUUUUUUUUUUUUCCAUGCGUCUUCAUUUUCUGUAUUUCAAUGGCAAUGUGACAUAAUAAAUAAGGUUGAAUUUGUGGGCUCAAAUCCCACUACUGA
This is a messenger RNA of Polypterus senegalus (gray bichir), 6207 nucleotides long. It is a transcript of the gene epha4l, whose product is annotated as eph receptor A4, like. Gene Ontology annotation, cellular component: neuron projection; plasma membrane. Gene Ontology annotation, biological process: cell surface receptor protein tyrosine kinase signaling pathway; protein phosphorylation; axon guidance. The coding region runs from base 99 to 3053 and encodes 984 amino acids. NCBI's taxonomy places the organism in Eukaryota, Metazoa, Chordata, Cladistia, Polypteriformes, Polypteridae. The transcript has 17 exons. The record is from RefSeq and is a predicted model, not a curated record. Gene Ontology annotation, molecular function: protein binding; transmembrane-ephrin receptor activity; ATP binding.